AAAGCAACGAAUUGAACAUCAUGAAUCAUUGCUCCUCCAAAACAUUAUCCUCUUCUUCAUCCCCAACUUCUCUCACUCCCAUCUUAACAAAACCUAAAUAAGGUGUAAUGGAAGAAGGGUUAUUGCAGAGUAAAGAAUUAUAUGAGUACCUUCUACGUACAAGUGUGUUUCCACGCGAAUCGGAGCUUUUGAAAGAGAUAAGGGAUAUUACUGCAAAACAUCCACUUUCCACGAUGGGUACAGCACCGGAUUCUGGGCAAAUGGUGGCAAUGCUGUUGAAGCUAUUGAACGCCAAAAACACUCUGGAAAUUGGAGUUUUCACUGGAUAUUCUUUGCUACUCACAGCUCUUACAAUCCCUGACGAUGGUCGGAUUACAGCCAUAGACCCCGACAGGAAGGCAUAUGACAUGGGAUUGCCAGUUAUAAAGAAGGCAGGAGUUGAGCACAAAAUCAACUUCAUUGAGUCUCCGGCUCUGCCUGUUCUUGAUAAGCUGUUGGAAGAUAGGAAGAACGAGUCGAGUUUCGACUUCGCGUAUGUGGAUGCUGACAAGAUAAACUACAAAAACUAUCACGAAAGAGUGCUGAAAUUGCUGAAGAUUGGUGGGGUUGUGGUGUAUGAUAACACGCUUUGGUACGGGACGGUGGCGAUGCCGGAGAAAUCAGUGCCGGAGGAUCUUGUUUCGUACAGGGGGCAUAUUGUUGAGCUGAACAAACGGUUGGCCGGCGAUACUCGCGUUCAGAUUGUCCAGAUUCCGUUGGGCGAUGGAAUGACGGUGUGUCGACGUGUGUGUUGAUCCAUUUUCUUGCAUGCUUUUCAUGUUUCCACAAAUAUUUUGUUUUAAUUUGGAGUGAUUGAUCUGAGUGAAUAAAGGCAGGCUACUUUAUUAUAGUGCAUGUUUUAA
Molecule: messenger RNA, 902 nt
Organism: Ipomoea nil (Japanese morning glory)
Lineage: Eukaryota; Viridiplantae; Streptophyta; Magnoliopsida; Solanales; Convolvulaceae
Product: probable caffeoyl-CoA O-methyltransferase At4g26220
Exons: 6
Coding region: 108-794 (228 amino acids)
Molecular function (GO): O-methyltransferase activity; S-adenosylmethionine-dependent methyltransferase activity
Source: RefSeq, a predicted model, not a curated record